Paraglomus brasilianum is the source of this 287-nucleotide messenger RNA. Lineage: Eukaryota; Fungi; Glomeromycota; Glomeromycetes; Paraglomerales; Paraglomeraceae. The record is from the annotation of a GenBank genome assembly.
CAGCGGUAAUUGUUGGCCAAGAGGAAAAAGGAUUUAUUUGUAAUCCCAGCAAUGAAAAACUGGAUAACUCUCCUUUGGAAUUAAUUGUUAGUGCCACCGAGGAGAAAAUUACCAUGCUAGAAGCAGGAGCCCAAGAAAUAAGUGAGCAAGAACUAGAAAGAGCCAUUUCUUUCGCCCACCAGGAAAUUAAAUUAUUAACCGGCUUUUUUCAGCACAUUACUAAUAGUUUAGGAGUUAAAAAGGAGAAAAAAGAGGCUAAACCAGAAGAAACUACCAACGAUAAAUGA